Eleginops maclovinus (Patagonian blennie) is the source of this 2234-nucleotide messenger RNA. RefSeq names its product putative deoxyribonuclease TATDN3 (gene tatdn3l). The record is from RefSeq and is a predicted model, not a curated record. Lineage: Eukaryota; Metazoa; Chordata; Actinopteri; Perciformes; Eleginopidae. Gene Ontology annotation, molecular function: hydrolase activity, acting on ester bonds. The transcript is spliced from 11 exons. The coding region runs from base 769 to 1581 and encodes 270 amino acids.
AUAAUUCUUCUUCAUGAAGUCAACGUACGGCUGCAGCCGCUGCUUCUGCCAGUACCACCUGACCCAGGAAACACAGGGGGAACAACACAACACACUAUAUCAACUGCCAGUUAUGGUUAAAGACUUGUAUAUGCUCAAAGACACCAAAGAAUACAACACACAACUCUUUAACUGAAAGUACACUAUUUCCUAGCGAUGUAGUGUAAAGCAGGGAAAGUGUAUGGCGUCCUCACCAGAACCACUCGCUUCCGAAGCUCGGCACGGAGAACACCCCCCAGUGGAUGAAGAUGCCAAACUUCGCCUGGUCGAACCACGCGGGCAGCGGUCGGCUGUCGAGCGAACUCCAGUUCGGCUCGAACUUCGCUCGGCUGGAGCAAAACAGCACCGAGAGGAGGAGGAGGAAACACACCGAUGCUGCUGCCAUCUUUCAGCUGAAAAUCACCGAGUGCUGUUCAAAGAUCCGGAGCACCCAGGGACCGUCACAUGAUGAAGCACAGCGUUUACAAUACAAUAACACGAGACAUUAAAUCACAGGGACACAUCAGAGAGAGCUGCUGCGAUAAAAGCUGCGGCUCCUUUAAGUCCUUUCGAAAGUUCAGUCAGCUGACCGUCCCACUGCUGAGCCUCGACCCAUCACGUCGGAUGGAACGCCUCUUCCCGUGGCAACGCUGCGUUCCACUCCUCUACGCAUGCGCAGGUCGCCUCGCUUUGCAGAAGUCGGUACUGUUGUGUUUUUAAAGCAUGCUGUUAACGCUGCACUGAGUCCUCAUGCAGGGGUACGUAGACUGCCACUGUCACAUCUCCGCCAAGGAUUUUGACAAGGACUUAGAGGAGGUGGUGCAGAGUGCGAAACAGGCUGGAUUGUUGGCCAUAUUAGCUGUGGCCGAACAUGCUGGGGAAUUUGAGAAGAUCAUUGAGUUGACACAGAGGUUCCCAGGUUUUGUUUUUCCCUGCCUGGGAGUCCACCCGGUUCAGGAGUUUUCCCCGGAGCAGCAGAGGGGGGCCUCUCUCGAGGAUCUAGAUGCUGCUCUGCCUCUAAUAGAGAAAUACAAAGACCAGCUGGUGGCCAUCGGAGAGGUCGGUCUGGAUUUCACCCCCCGGUUUGUGAAGGGGGAGACGGAUAAAGACGUCCAGAGGAAAGUCCUGAUCCGGCAGGCUCAGAUCGCCAAAGAGCUGGAUCUGCCUCUAAAUGUUCACUCCCGUUCUGCAGGACGACCCACCAUCCAGCUGCUCAAAGAGCAAGGCGUAGAGAAAGCUCUCCUCCAUGCGUUCGAUGGAAAGCCCUCAGUGGCCAUGGAGGGGGUGAAAGCUGGGUAUUACUUCUCCAUCCCCCCCUCUAUAGUCCGCAGUGAGCAGAAGCAGAAGCUGGUGAAACAGCUGCCGUUAGAGAACAUCUGUCUGGAGACGGACUCUCCCGCUCUCGGCCCGGAAAAACAGGUGAGGAACGAGCCGAGGAACGUGGUGGUCUCUGCAGAGUUCAUCAGUCGCGUCAAAGGAGUCUCUCUGCAGACGGUGAUGGACGUCACCACGCAGAACGCUCUCAGACUCUUCCCCAGGAUCAAAAACAAACUCAGACCCUGAAACUGACCCUAAAUGCUCAGAGACUGGUGAAUCGGAUCCAACAAAGAUUCCCUGUUAAAUGUAAUACAGUAUAAUCAGACCAGGUGUAGGAAGAAGGAACACCUGGACUGUUUGCAGAGAUGCAGGUGGAAAACACCUUGCUUAUUCUCUGUAAUUGAAGGGGUAAAUUUACAAGAUAAAAACUCAGAUUUGUUAGAAAAUCUUAUCUUUUGUGUAAAGUUUUUGUGAUUCAUAUUAUUAAAUCAUACCUUUGUGACAAAAGAUUUAGAAAUCCUCUGAAAUUAAAGAGGCAGUGUAAAAUAAAAUACUCGUACAUUUAGAACAGUGAAUACACUGUAACAUUUAAGUAGUAGAUUUAUGGGGGAGAACAUGGAUUUAUUUCCUUAAAUUCACCAAGUUAUUCACUGAAAAGUUUUCUUCGUAAUUUUACAACUUUUAUUUCUAAAUGUUUGGAUUUGUUCUGCUGAAUAUUACUUCUCUCCCCCAGCUUUAUUACAUAUUUGUUACCAACAUUGGACCUAAAGCUUACACUACACAAGUAUUACAUCUAAAACACCAACAGUGUGUGUGUGGACUAUGUACCUUUACUUCAAAGUUUCUUAUUUAUCUCCAUUUAUUUUCUUAAAUAAAGGAAGAAGAGAUUUUAAAUCACA